AUGGUAAACAGACGCCUGAGGAUCCUCCUUGACGAACAAGAGCUUCUCGACCAUCAACAGUUCGCAUUCCGCAAGGGACUCGGCACAGGAAUUCAUCUAGUAAGUGACGCUAUAACCAACGACUUGCAUGCAGACAUCGCCAUGCUAGAUCAUGCCAAUGCUUACAACACGGUAUGGCGUGAAGGAGUACUUCGCCAGCUGCACCAAUGGGGUGUUAGCGGAAACCUUGGCUGCUUCCUCAAGCAGUACCUCAGUGACCGAUGUUUCAGGGUAGACAUUGGAGAUAAGCAGUCGAACCUGUUUCGGGAAGCCAACGGGAUCCCCCAAGGGUCGGCCUUGGCAGUCACAGCAUGA
Molecule: messenger RNA, 354 nt
Organism: Topomyia yanbarensis
Lineage: Eukaryota; Metazoa; Arthropoda; Insecta; Diptera; Culicidae
Exons: 1
Coding region: 1-354 (117 amino acids)
Source: RefSeq, a predicted model, not a curated record